Messenger RNA from Gongylonema pulchrum, 339 nucleotides. The record is from the annotation of a GenBank genome assembly. NCBI's taxonomy places the organism in Eukaryota, Metazoa, Nematoda, Chromadorea, Rhabditida, Gongylonematidae.
AUGAAAGAUGUAAUGAUGAAGAAUAUUGGGGAAGAGUUCAACAUCAAUAAUGUCCCUUUGCCGGAUUACGAUCCAGUGGAUAUGAGUUUACUGCUUGGUGCUGAGUUCAAGUAUGAUGAGUCCGAAAGUGCUUUUUCGAAAUUCAAACGUGAGGUACGUGAGGAGGUGGCAGCUUGCGUUCAGAGAGGCGAGGUUUUGUUGCAGGAAAGUGAGGUCGCAAUGCGUGACUUCAAGGAUCGAGGUAUUUUCCUGCACUUUUUUAUGUGCUUUUGCUGGGAGCAAAUAUUUUUUUUCACUUCCAUGGGCUUAUACGAAAGGAUGUUAUUAUUUCAUUAUUAA